Sus scrofa (pig) is the source of this 4461-nucleotide messenger RNA. It is a transcript of the gene RNGTT, whose product is annotated as RNA guanylyltransferase and 5'-phosphatase. The record is from RefSeq and is a predicted model, not a curated record. Gene Ontology annotation, molecular function: ATP binding; mRNA guanylyltransferase activity; mRNA 5'-triphosphate monophosphatase activity. Lineage: Eukaryota; Metazoa; Chordata; Mammalia; Artiodactyla; Suidae. Gene Ontology annotation, biological process: 7-methylguanosine mRNA capping; protein dephosphorylation.
GGGCGGAAGUAGCGGUGCAUUGUGGGUUAGUCUAGAGUUGAGCGGAAUGAAAGUGGCGCGCGGUCGCUGACAGUAGCCCGGGUCGGGGCUGCUCGGGUUCGGACGCUGGCCGGGAUUCGGGUGCCUCGGACCUCGGGUGCAGAGCGAACCGCGAGGAGGCGGCGGCGGAGGCGCGGCGAGCGUUGGUGGAGGGGGCGGCUGUGCGCGGCCCCAAGACAUGGCUCACAACAAGAUCCCGCCGCGGUGGCUGAACUGUCCACGGCGAGGCCAGCCGGUAGCAGGAAGAUUCUUACCUCUGAAGACAAUGUUGGGACCAAGAUACGACAGUCAAGUUGCUGAAGAAAAUCGGUUCCACCCCAGUAUGCUGUCGAAUUAUCUAAAGAGUCUGAAGGUUAAAAUGGGCUUGUUGGUAGACCUGACAAAUACUUCAAGGUUCUAUGACAGAAAUGACAUAGAGAAAGAAGGAAUCAAAUAUAUAAAACUUCAGUGUAAAGGACAUGGUGAGUGUCCUACAACGGAGAAUACUGAGACAUUUAUUCGUCUCUGUGAGCGGUUCAAUGAGAGAAACCCACCUGAACUUAUAGGUGUUCAUUGUACCCAUGGUUUUAAUCGCACUGGUUUCCUCAUAUGUGCCUUCUUGGUGGAGAAAAUGGAUUGGAGUAUUGAAGCAGCAGUUGCUACUUUUGCUCAAGCCAGACCACCAGGAAUUUAUAAGGGUGAUUAUUUGAAAGAACUUUUUCGCCGCUAUGGUGAUAUAGAGGAAGCACCACCCCCACCUCUAUUGCCAGAUUGGUGUUUUGAGGAUGAUGAAGAUGAAGAUGAGGAAGAAGAUGGAAAAAAGGAAUCAGAACCUGGGUCAAGUGCCUCCUUUGGCAAAAGGAGAAAAGAACGAUUAAAACUGGGUGCUAUUUUCUUGGAAGGCGUAACUGUGAAAGGUGUAACUCAAGUAACUACUCAACCAAAGUUAGGAGAAGUACAGCAGAAAUGUCAUCAAUUCUGUGGCUGGGAAGGGUCUGGAUUCCCUGGAGCACAGCCCGUUUCCAUGGACAAGCAAAAUAUUAAACUUUUGGAGCAGAAGCCAUAUAAAGUAAGCUGGAAAGCAGAUGGUACUCGGUAUAUGAUGUUGAUUGAUGGCACAAAUGAAGUUUUUAUGAUUGAUAGGGAUAAUUCAGUGUUUCAUGUUUCAAAUUUGGAAUUUCCAUUUCGUAAAGAUCUCCGUAUACAUUUAUCAAACACUCUUUUAGAUGGGGAAAUGAUUAUUGACAGAGUAAAUGGACUGGCUGUUCCUAGAUAUUUGAUAUAUGACAUAAUUAAAUUCAAUGCACAACCAGUUGGAGAUUGUGAUUUUAAUAUUCGUCUGCAAUGUAUAGAACGAGAAAUAAUAAGUCCUCGACAUGAAAAGAUGAAGGCGGGACUCAUUGACAAAACACAGGAACCAUUUAGUGUCAGAAACAAGCCAUUUUUUGACAUCUAUACUUCAAGAAAGCUACUUGAAGGAAAUUUUGCCAAAGAAGUCAGCCAUGAAAUGGAUGGACUUAUUUUCCAGCCCACUGGUAAAUAUAAACCUGGUCGAUGUGAUGAUAUUUUGAAAUGGAAGCCCCCUAGUCUGAAUUCUGUUGAUUUUCGCCUAAAGAUAACGAGAAUGGGCGGAGAAGGGUUACUUCCUCAGAAUGUUGGCCUUCUCUAUGUUGGAGGUUAUGAAAGACCCUUUGCACAAAUCAAGGUGACAAAAGAGCUAAAACAGUAUGACAACAAAAUUAUAGAAUGCAAAUUCGAGAACAACAGCUGGGUCUUUAUGAGACAGAGAACAGACAAAAGUUUUCCUAAUGCCUACAACACUGCCAUGGCUGUGUGUAACAGCAUCUCAAACCCCGUCACCAAGGAGAUGCUGUUUGAGUUCAUCGACAGGUGUGUGGCAGCUUCUCAAGGACAGAAACGAAAGCAUCAUCCGGACCCGGAUGCAGAGCUGAUGCCCCCACCACCUCCCAAAAGACCUCGCCCUUUGACCUAAGCCCUGCCUCCGACUUCGGAUUGAGAGGAAACACGAGUGAGAAAAAAUGCUGUUGCCCCGUUUUUUUGCAGCCAGAGAAAUUCAAAGAGUAUGGCUUGAUGUUAAUACACAUUUGACUUUGACUUUUUUUUUUUUUUUAAAGGAAAGUAUUGUAGCCAGCCUGUAAAUAUUUGAUGCAUUUGUUUCCUCAGUGCUACAGUACACCAUGGACUUAAACAUUUUAUUUAUAUCUGAUAAACUCAGCCUUACCUUGUGGAAUAUGAAGAUUGAAAUAUCCAAAGGUUUAAACCAGAUCAAAAUCAAUGAAAAAGAGGCCUUGUUUAUAUAUAUGGAUAACUUUCGCUUUAAUUUAUAAAGUUAGCAAUCUGGAACUGUGAGCACAUAGAACACUGUAUUUUUUAGAAGUUGUAUUUCAACUAUGGAAAAUUUUCCUUUUAAAAAAUUUAGGCAAUGGCAUUAUACAUUCUUGCUAUCAUUUAUCAUGGAUUUCCUACAUUUCUGAAAUUCUUAUAUUCAAAAACAAAUGACAAGGUUGUUAAAUAGUGUACUAUAUCAAACAACUUGGUCUGGCUUAUAUCAUUUUAAGAAAUUGUUUCGGAAAUGUAAAAGUAAAAAAGUAAAGCUGCAUUUUUGUGACUCUCAUCCUUUCCACAAGAAGUAUAUUGAGUCUUUCCAUCUGUUUCUGUUCUUUGAACUGCAGGAUCAGAUAUCCAGCGUGUCCACUCUGGCAGUGGUCUUGAAUCACUUCAUAGAACUAAGAGAUAUACCACCCGACCUGUGUGUUCUGUUUUUCUUUCUUUCUUUAAUGCCAAGGCUCCUUCUGCUUUACCUCAGUGGUAUCAGCACAUCGUAAAUUGCUUUAAAACACACAACUCACUGUGAUUAUGGGAGUGAUAUCAAACACAAACAAUGUUGUAUUAGUUCCCUUGCACAAAACAACAAAGGAAAUGCCAGCAGACUCCUUUGAUUAGAAGGUAAUGUCAACGGAAGAGAAUGCUGUCACUGGAAAAUGCUCUCCCACUGCUAGAUAAAUGCAGAGGCAAAGACUAGACAUCUGUAGGAACCAAACAUCAAGGAAGCCAAGACAUUUAUUUUCAAAGCCAGAAUUCUAUCAUACUCUAUUCUGGGAGUGCUAUGUCUGUUGUACGUCUGAAUUUUAACGUUGACUGAUAGAUAAUGGAUUUAAAGAGUGGCUAAUUGGUCUUAUGCCAUUGUUGAGAAACCGUGUUUUGAUUCAUUUGUGAAGGAACUCUGAGAAUUAGCCUACUAGAGGCAAAUGUAUUUAUUUUUAGAGGUGCAAGUUUUAAGUCUGUGUAUUUAAAACAAACUUUUCAUGAUCUGAAUUUUAUAUGUCUAUGCAUAUAUAUGUGAGUAUAUGCAACAGUGUAUAUUCUUCUACUAAUGCAGUGAAACAUGAGCAUCCAAACGAGUCACCAGGUAGACAAAUAUCUGAUAGGAUUUCUAUAUGAAAUAGCACAGAGUAACCAAAAAUGUAUUUAUAUUCACCCAAGUUUUAAUGUUUUUAAAUAGUUUUCUCCCGUAGCGCUUUUCUGUAUGAAAUAUUAGAGUUGUGCUUGAGCUUCUUUAUUGUUCCCAAGUUAUGUAACAUAUAAUGAAUUUAUUCAAAAGGCAUUGGAGAAUUCCUUUCCUAGAGUGCUGCUUUUGUGCAUUCAAGUGCUACAGGGAUUGAAACAUCCGAUUGCCCCAGUGACUAUUGAGAGAUGGAAACUGGUCAAGGUUUCAUGGUGUCUUAUGCAAAGUGGAUCUAAAAAACCAGCUCUGCAACUCGAAAUGGUCGGACGCCUGCCUCACCAGGAUCAGUGGCUCUUUUCACACAGUGCGUUGCUUUCUUCUGAGUCUGUAUAAAGGCAGAAGCCUUUUGCAGAUGUAAGAGCAAACCUUUGUCAGAGAUCUUUAAUGGAGUUAAAAUGUUUAUGGUAAUUGUAACCUUUUAAAUGAGUUACGUGAAAAGAGCAUCUCAUUUUUAAUGCACCCAGAUAUUUUUUUUUCCUUGCCUUUGUGCAUUCUCCAGGCCUUAAUUUCCUUAAUUUAUCUCUUCCUUUCCAUUGUAGUGAAGUAUAAUGAGUAGAUCCCAUUUAGCCCCUGGAUGCAUUACCAUCUGCAGUAUCAUAAAAAGUCAUCUAAGGAAGUUAGGCGGGUGAAAUCUUGAGACAGGAUUUGAGGUGUCAUGAAGGAAACACUUCCUUUCUUAGCCCACUUCAUCAUAACUAUUUUCUGAUGCCUAGGUUGUGUAGAUGAGAAUAAGAAAACUUUCCUUUCUUGAGUUCUCAUAUAAAAAAGUGUUUGCUUUGUGUUUGGAAAAGAUGUGGCUGACUCGACUGCCUGGAUGGUUACAUUUGCUUUCCGUGAAAUGCUCAGAAAAUGUCAGGACAUUCCUUCUCUAAUUGUGUGUCAGUGCGCAUUGUAAUAAAACAACUGAUUUAAAAUAA